Molecule: messenger RNA, 2178 nt
Organism: Durio zibethinus
Lineage: Eukaryota; Viridiplantae; Streptophyta; Magnoliopsida; Malvales; Malvaceae
Gene: GEX1
Product: gamete expressed protein 1
Source: RefSeq, a predicted model, not a curated record
AAUCUGGUCGAGUAUAUAAAGCCAUGCACCACUCUUUGCUGGACCCUGUUCUUCAAAUAAAGAGAAUAGAAUCGGGUUUUUGCUUGGUUUGGAUAUAAAAUUUUGCUGUGAUGAGCAAUUUUUUUACUUUGUUUUGAACUUUUCCCUACAGGUUUUUGAGUUUUGUGACAAUGGAUUAUCAUCAAUUUUUUCUGUCUCUAAUGGUAUUGCUCUCAGUUUCACCAAGAUGCCAGUCAUGGGGUUUGUUCUCUUCUUCUUCUCAGACAAAAGCAAUCCGCCAUGGCCAUGACUCAGUGCCUGAAUUCUCGAUGGAAGGCUUAAACAAUGAGAAGGGAAUCAGGUUGCUCCAGGGUGCUAAAAAUAAGUUGGUUGGGUCAAAUUCUUGCUGGAAAAAUGCUUACGGACAUCUCCUUGCUGGGUGCAAAGAGAUCAUUGCUACAGAUGAGAAGCGUUCAAGAUUUGCUUGGCAUCUUAGUGAUUGCUUUCAAAAGGAUUCUGGAAGGUCCCCUUUUCCAUUUUGUGACACAAAAUCUGCAAUGGUUUAUUGCCUGAAACAGUUAAACGACUUGGAACACAAGGUUUAUCUUGAAUUCUUGCUUGAGACCAAUUCCAUCUGCUAUCAGUUACAGAACCAGGCAUUCAAGCAUGACACAGAGAGAUUAGUCAAUGAACUAACAAAUUCAGCCAAAUAUGCAGAAGACAAACUAGAUUCUUUAGAAGACAGAACAAAUGUUCUGUUGCAGAAUUCAAAUCAGAUUCAUGAUUCAUUGAAUGCAAUUGAUGUUCGAAUUUAUAAUGUAGAUCAAACAACAAACAGUUUAGAAAGUCAUAUGGACAGUUUAAUUGAGCACUCGCAUACAGUUUACAAGCAAGCUUCAGAUAUUGCAGCUUUGCAAAUCGAACUGCGAAACGGUCAGGCAAUGAUGAAUGAUCAACUCACUGAAGGAAUAGCAAUGCUUGAUGGUGCAUACAAAAAUUUGGGCCUUGAAGUAGAUAACUUGAGAAAUGAAGCUAUUGCAAUUGAGAGUGAGAUAAGCAAAGUUGGAAAUGCAAUGUCUUCAAGCAUGAACAAUCUGCAAAGAACAGCUGAUGACAUUGGAAAUAUGGCAGGGGUUUCUCUAGAUAAGCAGCAACAACUUCUGGAGGUGCAAUCGACAGCUCUUGAGGGUCUUCGAUUUCUGACUAGAUUUCAAUCUGAAGCACUAGAAGAGAGCAGAAAUACUCUGCAGCAUUUAGCUGAAUAUGGCAGAAAACAACAGGAAGAGCUUCUUAAACGACAAGAACAGCUGCAACAAGUCCAUGACCACUUGGUUGAAAAUUCCAAGUCAAUAUUGGCAGCUCAGGACGCUUUUGAAUCAAAGCAAGCAAGCAUGUUCGUUGCUCUAGAUAAGCUAUUUGCACUGCAUAAUGCCAUGCUGCUUGAAUCAAGAUUAAUCAAAGCUUUCUUUGUUUACUCUAUGUCAAUCUUUAUCGUCUACAUGUUCACAAGCACGAAGCAAACAUAUCCUGUAAGACCGAGGCUAUAUAUUGGACUAUGUGCUACAUUCUUGAUAGAAGUUGCUGUUCUUCGCUUCACAGCAAAUGAUAUCGAGCUGCAAACGUGGAUGGUAAAUGUGGUUAGAUCAAUAUUUGUUCUUAUUGCUUCUAUUCAGCUUCUACACGCCAUUUGCACAUACAGGGACUAUGAAUUUUUGAACCAUCAGAUGUUAUUAACAUUGAUAGAGAAAGUUAAUAAUAUGCAAAGCAACAAAGCAUUGUCAUGGGAAAUGGAUAGUGAUGUAGAUUGGCCUUCUUGGAUUGAUGCUGAGUUGCCAGAGGAAGUAGAAAAACUUGAAGAUCCUGACUAUAUAGUUCAAGAAGAAGUUGGAGAGAAUUCAAUCACAACCUCUUCGAUCACAAGAAAAUAUAAUCUCCGCCACCGUAAAUGCUGAAAGCUUAAUCUCAGUGGAUUUUUUUGUUGAUAAUCAUCUUAUUUUAUGUUUCGUAUAGGUAUACAAGUGAGGAUUGAAUAUGACAAAUAGAACGAUUCCAUCCUCUUGAAAAGGGCCUUGGUUACAUAUGUACAGAAUGGCCAGUAGAUACCAAAAAUUAUCUUACAGAACUCUUAGUUGUAAAAUUGUUAUUUAUUCUAACAUGUAUGUUACAAUGAUAUAGAAGAAAUUAUCAUAAAUAGAACUC